AUGCAGUCCGCCGCACAGGCUGCGCCGGCCGAUGCUGGUAAAUCGGCCGAUGCGAUCAAAAGCAGCCCCGCCUCUAAUACGAACGACCCCGUCCCUGAGCGGUUACCACGCGGUCACCAACGCAUCGUCUUCACCGACCCGGUCGCCCUCCGAUACCUCGAAGAAGAUCCAUCUACAGACGUGCUGCAUCGACGGGAAUUCCUCCAGGGGUACGAGAUCUACAUUGUUGAAAAUUGGGCCUGUUCACGGAGCCAUCCCACCUUUGUGAUAUCGACAUAUACCGGUGACCCGUCGCAUAGAGUUGUGGCGGGCGUGUUGAGUGUUCCAACAGAUGAGACGACAUGGUCACCCCGUUUGCAGAUGUACUUCGACGCGAUGAAGAAAUACCAUGCUCGGUCGAAGGAAACGCCGCUGGGCACGAUCAUGGUGACGGAUUUGGGCUCCUUCCCGUCCUCACUGAUGGUUCUCCCGGUUCCGGAAGGCGAUAUCAGGAAACAUCGGAAUGAUUUCAUUGUCAAUGAGAAUUUGAAACGGCUUGGUUGCGCUGGUCGCGCGGGCCUGAAGCUACAGCGGCCGUUGGCUGCGACUGAAGCCAAAUUCUACCAGCUUUAUCGUGCGAGUGAACGCGUGCCGGCGGAAACUGCCGUUAUGGAGAUGGUCAAGCAGUGUCAGAUUGCAUUGAUGGUGUUUGACAAAUUAGCUCCUGAAUACGUGGAUGGCUUGCUGUGUGAUGUUACUGAAAAGGCGAUUGAAGAUUGGUGGGCGGAUAUCGGUACAGAGUUGUACAAUGUCGAACCUAGUGAUGGAGUCCUGGGACCGACUAGCGUGGCAGCCCUGCUAGGAACGCUGUUGGGUGCGCGAAACCGCCUUCACGCUUGUGGAGCACCCGUUGGAAAGGAUGCUUUUGAUAUCGAUAAUUUGAAGAGAGGAAUUGGUGGAUUCCAAAAGUCGCAAAAGAUGAACCGCUCGCGAAGACUUGACCGGCGGACUCUGGAUCGACUCCAUCGUGUCACGGCCAAAGCAGCCAACUCUGAAGGAUGGAGCGACGCGAUCAAAUCCACCAUGACUGAACUCGGCGGUCAGGGCGGCGAGAUGGUUAUGGGAAUGGUCCGCGGGCGAGAGAAAGGCGGCAUUGCCGAUGUCGAAACUCUGGACCUUGAUUACUUUGUACAAUGUGUUUACGGAUCAAGGGCCAAGUGGCUUUGGCUUGGAAAAGCCCGCAAGAGUGGCACCGAUACUGGGUUUACGAAUGCCCCAGGCUCGGAGAUGAUGUUUACCGAAGACGACCAAGGUGGCUACGUCUGGACCAGUCGGAAAAAGCACUCGACGGAGGAUUUGCAUGCCGAGCGAGUUGCAUCUGGACUGGACCGGCAGUGGAAAACACCUGAAUCCUUGACUAUAGAAGAAAAAGAGCAUCGAAAAAAGGGUGUCAGUGGACGAGUAUCCGACGCUCGAGCUGGUCUCGGUCGGUUCAAAGAUGCAGUCGGCAUCCGUUCCCACCACAAGCAAUUUCGUGAAGGCACCGAUGUACACCAUGAUAUCGCGUAUCGGCCAUCUCUCGAUAGCGACACAGAGAGACAUAUGCCCAGGAGAAUAAAGUCUGACCUGUUGCCAGAGACAAAAAUUGACGAGUCGGCAACCCAAAAUGAAGAGGAGUUGACCUCCCUGGCUCCCGAUACAAGUUCCGAUGUGAAACCUCCCGAAAUCCAUAUCGACUCCCCACCCCCAGCCAACGAGGAAGAUGUACAGACUCAAGAAGUCGAUGAAGUCCCAGAGCUACAGCCUAUUCGAAGUAUAGACGAGGAAUCUGAUAUCGAACGAACGCGAACCCACUCUACUGCAGCAUCAAGUGAUCGAGAACGAGACCACGAUGAAUCGGCUGCUGGCCUGGCCAUGAUGGCUCUACGGCGGCCCCAGAGCUGUAAAGAGCUCCGCAACCCCGAUGGAGACGCGGAUCGGGACGAUGGUCGAUGCCCGCGGCAUUUAUCUUUCAGCAAUGUUGAAGAAGUCGUGCUGACCUGGGAACCACUCGUUGGCCAGCCACAGGUCAAGGAUAACGCAACUUUAGAGGAAGCCAUUGCCCAAGAAGACAUAUUGGCUUCCGAUGCGCGAAUCUUCAGCUCUCGAAUUCUCGAACUAAGUGAACACUGUGUUCCCUGGGUCGAGCGCCAAGUCGAUUCCGUGGACGGGCUUAACCAGGUACUCUCUGACCGCUACGAAGAACUCAACACGGUCUAUCUUGAACGCUUCGGCGAUUACCAGCGACUUCGUGAGAGAUCUAGUGAUCUUCUUACGGAUGAGCAUUCUCAGCUCACAGACAGCGUCAAGCGUGUGGAGCUCCUGGGCGCGAAACUUGAUUAUGAGCUUCACGUUCUGGAGUCCAAAGUCGAGGACAUGGAAGAGGGAUUGACUGAUUUUGAACGACACAUUUUCAACGUGGAGACGCGGGUCAAAGGUCUGCUCCAAGGCGAGGAAGAGCAGAGCAGCAUUUCCUGGAUGGCAUGGGUGAGGCGGUCAUUCGGAUUCCCAGCACCUUGA
This is a messenger RNA of Penicillium waksmanii, 2538 nucleotides long. Its product is annotated as putative Sin3 complex subunit (Stb2). The coding region runs from base 1 to 2538 and encodes 845 amino acids. Lineage: Eukaryota; Fungi; Ascomycota; Eurotiomycetes; Eurotiales; Aspergillaceae. The transcript has a single exon. The record is from RefSeq and is a predicted model, not a curated record. Gene Ontology annotation, cellular component: Sin3-type complex.